Macrobrachium nipponense is the source of this 1308-nucleotide messenger RNA. Its product is annotated as probable glutamate receptor. Gene Ontology annotation, cellular component: membrane. Bases 1 to 1263 code for a protein of 420 amino acids. The transcript is spliced from 8 exons. Gene Ontology annotation, molecular function: ligand-gated monoatomic ion channel activity. The record is from RefSeq and is a predicted model, not a curated record. Lineage: Eukaryota; Metazoa; Arthropoda; Malacostraca; Decapoda; Palaemonidae.
AUGGUGACCGGAGAGGAAUAUCCACCUCACCUGAAGCUGGAGGUGAUUCCUGACGAAGACAAUGGAGGAACUAAGCUAAGGUUCUCCGGCCCUGUUAUCAUCCUGCUGGAUAUCCUCGCUUUCAGUCUGAACUUCACAUAUGGGUUGACCCGUCCGCCUGACAGAGGCUGGGGGUAUCUCCUGCCCAAUGGUUCUUGGACUGGUAUGGUUGGGCAAGCAGCGAGGAAGGAAGUGCACAUAUCUCUUGGCCCACUAGCCAUAACAAGGGCCCGGAGCCUCGUCGUCGACUACACGGCUCCUCUCCUCGUGGACUACGUGAGGAUCGGCGCCAGGCGAGGGGAGACAGCCGUCGACCCUUGGGGAUUCGCGUACCCUCUCACUUACACCGUGUGGGUCGCUACCUUCCUGGGUCUCGCCCUCUUGAUGAUCACGGCCAAACUCUUCCCCUUCGAUGCCGUGACCCCGUCCAAUGUGACGGAAAGUUUCUCUGGCACGAACUACUUGCGGGUUUUCUUGAUGCAAGAUCUGAAAAACGAUAUCAUUCACGGCUGGAAAGAGCGAGCUAUCAUCGGCGGCUGGAUCAUCGCAAUGUUCAUACUGAUGGAGAGUUACAGCUGCAACCUCAUGUCGCUGCUGGCCGUACGGUACGUGUCGCAGCCUUACCAGACCAUCAAGGCUGUCGUGGACGACAAGCGCGUGACGAUGCUGUGGGAAGGAAACACAGCUUACAUACAGCACAUAAUGAGUGCCGAGUCAGGGACGUUCUACGACGUAGCCCAGACUCGAUUUAGCAAUCGUCUGCAGUACCUCAGCUCCAGCGAUUACCCGACGGCGAUGGCGACGAAGGUCAUGCAGGGAGAUCACGUGCUCAUGGUGGAAGACCUGGCCCUCAAGAUGCUAAUGGCCGAGCACUUCACUCAGACAGGAAGCUGCAAAUUCUACCUGUCGAAGGAAAUGUUCCUUCCCUUCACAUUUGCCAUGAUUCUCCAGAGCCAUAGUCCAUUUGGCUCAGCCAUAAACAAAAGAGUGAAGGCGAUAACGGAAAGUGGCCUCUAUGACUACUGGCUCAAGAAUGCAGUUCCCAAUUCAACUUCUUGUGUGAAGGCACCGACCAAAGUGGCCUUUCAAGCGAAUCUCUCCAUUCAGAAUAUCUGGGGAAUGUUUGUGCUCCUUGCCGUCGGUUUCAUGAUCGGACUCAUUUGUCUGAUCUUAGAGGUUGGCUUGGCUUACUGCGGCAUUUCGUUGAAGAUUUUCGAUAUGUAGCUUUAUAAUCUUGGUUGCAGAAGACGACUACUGGAAAUACUUUAA